GCUGGAGCAGGGCACGCUGUCCGGCGAGUCGGCGGGGGCAGUUCUGUCUAUCCUCGACUGGGAGGUGCUGGCGGAAUUCAAGAACAAAGUAGCAGACAAGGCCAAGGGCGUCGGUGCCGCGGCGGCGAUGGGCAGGGGCUCGGGGGCCCAGCUGGGCAAGCCUGCGAAGGGGGGCGGCAAG
Molecule: messenger RNA, 181 nt
Organism: Prorocentrum cordatum
Lineage: Eukaryota; Dinophyceae; Prorocentrales; Prorocentraceae
Source: the annotation of a GenBank genome assembly